Hypanus sabinus (Atlantic stingray) is the source of this 8480-nucleotide messenger RNA. RefSeq names its product period circadian clock 2 (gene per2). Gene Ontology annotation, cellular component: cytoplasm; nucleus. Gene Ontology annotation, biological process: circadian regulation of gene expression; negative regulation of transcription by RNA polymerase II; entrainment of circadian clock by photoperiod. Bases 213 to 4052 code for a protein of 1279 amino acids. The transcript is spliced from 23 exons. Gene Ontology annotation, molecular function: transcription corepressor binding; transcription cis-regulatory region binding. The record is from RefSeq and is a predicted model, not a curated record. NCBI's taxonomy places the organism in Eukaryota, Metazoa, Chordata, Chondrichthyes, Myliobatiformes, Dasyatidae.
UGUCACGUUCUCGGAUGCGUGCAGCAGAGCCGAUCUCAAUAGAGCUUUAGCGAUCGCUUUAAUUUACAACGAAAAACUGACAGUGCUCGGCAUAUAUCGUACUGCCUGAAUAUUCCUGUUUAUUUCGCUUUUCCAUGACUUCCUUUAACGACCCCUCAAAGGGGAGGAAUUAGAUUACUAUUGUUUCUGUACCUGUAGACUGCAUUUAGAGAAUGGCUACCUACUCAGAGGCAGAAUUAGUGCUGCAUUCAAGUGGUGACAAUAUUCAGGAUCAAACGCAGGAAGUGCAGCAGAUGCAUGAUGAUGUGGAGAUGAAAAGCAACGGCUCAAGUGGGACUGAUUCAAAUGGGAUUGAGUUUUCAGAGAGUUCGAGCAGUAGUGCAAGCCAUAAUGAAAAGGAUUCUGCUUUGCUCUUGGAUUCAUUACCGAGCAGCAAAAGCUCCAAUUCUCAGAGCCUCUCACUUCACUGCAGUUCAAAUGGAUUCAGCCUCAUUAGUGCUAGUUCAGAACAAGAUAAUCCUUCAACAAGUGGAUGCAGUAGUGACCAAUCUGCCAAAGCAAAGACACAGAAAGAGUUGAUAAAAGCACUCGCAGUCUUAAAAAGGCACUUACCAUCUGAAAAGAUGACUAAAGGGAAAUCCAGGACACUUUCUACACUGAAAUAUGCAUUGGAUUGCGUAAAGCAGGUGCAAGCAAAUGAAGAAUACUACAGGUUCCUAAUGAACACUGAUACUGAAUCAAAUAGCUUGAGCCUGAACUCCUUCACAGUCGAUGAAGUAGAGAAUAUAAUUUCUGAAUACACCUCAAAGAAUGCUGAUAUCUUUGCUGUAACUGUUUCCUUAAUCACGGGCCAGAUUGUGUACAUCUCUGACCAAGCCGCCUCUAUUCUGAAUUGUAACAAAGAAGUCUUCAAAAGCAUGAAAUUCACAGAACUACUUGCUCCACAAGAUGUUGGAGUUUUCUACAGCUCCACAAAGCCAUCUCAGCUUCCGAUGUGGAACGUGUGCACAGCUGCUGGUUCAUUGCCUUCAGACUGCAUGCAGGAGAAGUCUUUCUUCUGCCGGAUUAGUGGGAACCAACAGCAAGAUCAUAGCACUCAUUACUAUCCCUUUCGUGUAACGCCUUAUCUCACAAGGGUACGAGCAUCUGAAGAUGACGACGACCAACUGUGCUGUCUGUUACUUGCUGAAAGGGUACACUCAGGAUAUGAAGCACCACGAAUUCCCCAUGAUAAGAGGGUGUUUACAACCACUCACACACCUAGCUGCAUGUUCCAGGAUAUUGAAGAGAGGGCUGUCCCUCUCUUGGGUUAUUUGCCUCAGGAUCUCAUUGGAAUGCCUAUACUGAUGCACUUGCACCCUGAUGAUCAACCCUUGAUGGUGGCCAUUCAUAAAAAGAUACUAAAACAGGCAGGACAACCUUUUGAGCAUUCGCCAGUUCGCUUCUGCACACAAAACGGUGACUAUAUCACAAUUGAUACCAGUUGGUCAAGUUUCGUAAAUCCCUGGAGCAGAAAAGUGUCCUUCAUAAUCGGAAGACACAAAGUACGAACGGGUCCUUUGAAUGAAGAUGUAUUUGCUGUUCCGGAGUCUAGUGAAAUGAAGACACUCAGUCCUGAAAUACAAACCAUCACUGAGCAAAUUCAGCAGCUCUUGCUACAGCCAAUUUACAACAAUGGUUCCAGUGGGUAUGGAUGUUUGGGCAGUAAUGGAUCUCACACACAGAUCAUCAGUGUAGCUUCUUCCAUGGAUGCUAAUGGCAACAUCAAUAAAGAGAACCACUGGGACAAACCUAUAACAGUUCAGAAAAUUUGUAAAGAUGAACACCUGGGCAGAAUCCAAGGGCAAACAGAUUUCAUUGAGAAACCAAAAAGUGAAUCGAAACGCAGAAACAAAACUGGAAUGCAAAAAGAGUUGAGCAGCCAUACCAAAGAUUUAAAAAUGAGCCCAUCCAAGGGUGCUUCAAUAAAUAGCGCUGGAAAAAACAUGCUCUUAGAUGAACCAAGAUGUAAGGAGCAUUCUGGAUAUUGCUAUCAACAGAUCAAUUGUCUGGAUAGUGUAAUGAGAUAUUUGGAUAGCUACAAUAUUCUGUACUCUAUGAAAAGGAAAUGUAAUUCUUCAUCACCGUCAGAUGAUGACAAACAAAAAGUUGACAAAGUGGAUGAUUCUAAAGCUCAAUUCAAGCCCACGAAAGAGAUGCCUUCUGGAGCGGUUGUUGGCACACCCCUAGCACCACUCACCUUGCCAAGGAAGGCAGCAAGUGUCAUCAGCCAAGGAAGUUACAGCAGCACUAUUGUUCACGUGGGAGACAAAAAGCAAGAAAUCCUAUUGGAGGAUGGACUUGUUAUAGCUGAUCCAACAGAGAACGUGACGCCACCUGCGCUGGUCACCACUGCAUCUUCUGUGAACCCAGAAAAGGAACCGUACAAAAAACUUGGCCUCACCAAAGAAGUUUUAGCUGCUCAUACUCAAAAAGAAGAACAGAUAUUUUUGAGCAAAUUCAUGGAGCUGAAUAAACUAAAACCUGUUGAAGCUUCUUAUAAACCCUCUUUGCAAAAUCAUCGCAAAGGAUUUUCAGGGGAUCGUGGUUCUCGAGGAUUUAAACUUGCAUGGAAUCGUGGAGAAAAUGCGCACAAAAAAGGUGGGAGGAAUAGGAAACCCGAAUUGAAACGCAGCAAACAGCAGGGAUCAUCUGACAGUGCUGCAAGUCUCAACACCAAUCAUAGACAUCCCCCUUGGUCCCCAUCUGCUCCUUUACAGCAGAUAUGUCCACCAUUACCAAUUACCGCUGUCAUACCGACCUACCAGCUACCAAUGUUUUCAGCCUCUGGGGGCAUGCCUUUUGUUACAGACCCAUCUCUGGGCAACUUUGAAAGUGGUCCUGCUGUUCACUGCAACCCUCAACCUUCACCAUUUCCUGCACCCUUAGUGCCUCCAUUGGUAGCAGUAGUGUGGCCUAAUUAUGUGAUGCCUCCUGUAACUGAGACCGUGCACCAGCCAAUUUUUCAGCCUCCGCUCCCUUCACAGCCGGGCUUUUUGCCUGCACAGAACUCAUUCCAUUCUCAGCCACAGUUUCCGUCACAACAUCAUGAUCAACCAGCAAGAGGUGAGAAGAUGCCUACAGUAGAAUCUCAAGGAGUGAGGUCCUGUCCAGGACCACCAGGACACAAUCCCACUCCAUUAUUCCACUCUAGGUCCAGUUCACCUUUGCAGCUAAACCUACUGGACGAGAUGCCCACGACCUCUGAAGCAGUUGGAAGUGUAGGUGCCGCUGGGUUAAUAGUGGAUGGAGGGGGAAUAGCCAUCACUGCCAAUGUUACAAACGUGGAUGCCAUUGCAAAAGACGAAGCAGAACUUGCUGAAGCCCCUGCUGAAGCCCAGAACAGUGAUGCUCACUCCACUUCUACAGACAUUCUGGACCUGUUACUACAUUCAGACACCAGAUCUGCAGGCUCGGGGAGUGUGGGAUCAUCAGCCUCGGGCUCUUCCAGAUCUCCAUCCAAUGGGUGUGGAAUGUCGGGAACUGACACAGGGAGUAGCUACUUAAGCUCUAGCAAAUAUUUUGGAAGCAGUGACUCUGAGAAUGAGAAAGUAGGCCAGAGCAAUAAAUUUAUGCACCAAAAUCCGAUCUGGCUAGAAAAUGCAAAUGCAGAUGAGAGAACAAUGAUGACCUAUCAACUGCCAGUGAGGGACAUUGAAACAGUUCUGAAGGAGGAUAGAGAGAAGCUGAAACAGAUGCAGAGAAACCAACCCAAAUUCACUGAAAAGCAAAAAAAGGAACUUGCUGAGGUCUUUCCUUGGUUUAAGACAAAUGCAAUGCUAAAGACCAUAGACAUCACGGAUAAUAUUUUCGGUGAGAAAAACGUGUCACAGAGCAUUUCACCAACAUUUGAUGCGGAAGUCCAUAAUCUGGAAUUGAAUGGACUGAUGGAGCUAGGCCAAGAUGUUGCCUUUCAUACCUCAAACUUUACAACUGAAGAGCAAACUCCUUCAGAGAUUUCAUCAGCUAACCUGGAAUUAGCAACCUAUGUAUUUGGAAACUCUGCAAGUUGAAGAUCUUUAAAGUAUUCAAGCGGACACAUAGUUUCUAGGUAUUGAGUGCACAAGACUUUUUUGGGAGUUUAUACAACUUGCAUCUCACCUUAAAUGUAAAUAUUGAGGAAAUACAGUUUUUUAAAAGUUUUUAUUUUAAAAAUGCUAAUAUUAUUAAAUGGCAUAAAUUGUGUUGCUUCAAGUUGAAUUACUUCUGACUGUAACCAUAGUUAAUAUAUAUGUUCAUGAAGUUUGGUGUUACUGUAUCUGAUAUUAGUGUAUAAUUUUUAAGUAUCAAUGUAUGUUGUAAAUGAAUUGGCGGUUUUUGAUGACUAACCAUUAAAAUUAAUUUUAUAGUCAGUUAAUGUUUGUGUUCCUUGCAGCUUAUAGAUAAAUAUCUUUGUGGUUGUUUGUAUUUCAAUUUACAACCUGUCAGUAUAAUUUUGUUGGUACAUUGGGAAGCUUCCAUUACAACAAAUAUUUUCGCUGAAUGUUCUGCCUAAUAGGGGUGUUAGUGGAGAUAUUUUUAAUGAUAUAUAAUAAUUAUAAUUUGGGACAGAGUAUAUGCUGAUCCAUAGACCUAGAUUUUCAGAUGUUCACCCUAACAUUAGUGUUCUGAUUUCUGAACACUAAUUGGAUUAUAUGCUAAGAUUGGAAUUUUAACAUUGUUGGUAUAAUCCAAUGAGAUCCAAAUUCAGAAACAUAACUUUUGAAGAAAGUAAACGACUCUUUCUGAUUUUCGAGCAAGGCAAUAAAUGGGAAGCAAAAUGUUAGAACAGAACAGUCCCGCACAGGCCCACAGUGUUGUCCCAAACCAGUUAAAAAGCAAAUCAAAAACAGAAGAGCACUAAUCCUUCCUACCUACACCAUGUCCAUAUCCCUCCAUUUUCCUUAUAGAACGUAGAAGCACUGAUAAAAAUGAACUGAAAUGUGUUUAAAUAGUUUUUGUUUGGUUUAGAAUGCUCCUAAGGUCCAGAUUUCAUUAAAUUGUCUUCAUUCAAGCUCGUGCAAAAACAGCAGUGAUGGUAACUGUCAAGUAUCCAAAGUAAAGUGGCACAGGGCUUGAACCUGCUCGGUGCUCCUUGACAAAACACACAUUUUCUUAACUUCUGAGCUCAUCUUUAAAAGAAAACACCUGUUUUUAUAAAUGACCUUACUUGUCACACCAGUGAAACAAAUGUAAAAGCUUACAUGUACCAUGCUUAAAAAUGAUCUGUUUUUGCUUCUGUGAUUUUGAAAUGUAAUUACAUUACAAACAUAAUUUACUGUUGCCUUAUUUUAUAUGGAUAAUUUUGAAUGUUAAUUUAUGCUCCCAUAAAUGAGGAAGUGAAGAAUAUAUAUUCUAGAGUUGUGGAAUCUGCCACCACUAAAGGAAACAAUAAUUGUGCCUGAAUUAACUAUUACAAAGAAAAUCCUUACCAAAUGUUUUCCUUCAAAUGCAUUGUCAAUUUCUUUUUGAAAUACUGCUUUGAAUUUGACAAUGCAUUCCAGAUUGACACUGUGUAAAAGGAUUUCUCACUUCAGUGGUUCUAGAUCCUGAACAGAUGAACACCAUGGAAGUGUGGAAAUCUGAAUAAUUUCCCUCCUUUUCCUCUCAUGCUGGUAAGCAGUGAGGAGAGAGAAAGGCCAUGAGAUUUGGAGAACAAUAGAAUGUUGCAUGCCAAAGAGACCAGAAUAAAAACAAAAAAUAGUGAAACUCUCUUGUAGGUGGGAAAGAAAAAGUAAUGAUUUUACAUGGAGGUCAGAUCAUUGGCUCAAAAAAUGGGGUGCAGUACAUUUUUGCUGGCAGUUAUAGGGAAAAAAACUGCCAGUAAAAUCAUUUUUUAUACUUAACUAAAUUCCUGACUUCUCUACCUGCAUGUUGCACAGAAGAGAAGUUGAGAACAAAGUGAGAUUCAGUCAUUGAAUUUGGCAUUGAUUCACUCAUUUGAAUGGAAUCUCUGGAUGGAAAAAGUUAGUUUGUAUUUCUUAAUUUUAAUUAUUCUUAAUGCUAUUGAUUUAAUUUUUAUUUUAUUUAAAAUACAUGCAACAAAGAAAAUUAGGAAGAAAAUCUACUUUGAUUAUUUUUAACUAUCACUGAUAAUCAGUUCGGCUUUUGGUUGCAGUAAGCUGUCAAAAGGUCUUCAAGGGUGUCAACGAGUGCCCUUUAUGGACUGGUCUAUUCUGCAGGCUGGCAAUAGCAACAAGGCCUUCAGUUUAAGUGGACCCACCUGACCAUAGAAAUAUCCUUGCUGUCCUCAGGGUAAGUGCAAGUUAUAAACCAGAUUGAACACAAUCCAGUCCAUUAAUACUGGUUCUCUUCCUGCAGAUGCUGCUUGACCAGUAUUUCCAUAGGUUUUAGCUUUUGUUUCAGAUUUCCAAAUCCUGUAGCAUUCUGUAAAGUGGCCAUCUUUAUUGAAAUAUUGUUUUUAAUAUUGUUAUCUGGAUUUCUGCUACAAAGUAUAAAAUUGUUUUUUAUACCCAAAUGUUAUGAUUUAUUGGCUUCUCAAUUGGAAAAGGUUGAGUCUAAAUCAUCUUCAAAUUGAUGGUCUUUCUCUUGUCUUUGCUUGUGAUGCUCAAUAUAAACAGGCUGAUUUGAUUAUUUUCCCCCUGCAGCAAGUGCUUACAAUGAGCACUUGAAUUGGAAUUCCUGGAGGGUGUUUUAACUUUGAUUGGAAUCAAAUUAGCAUAUAGGAGGUAAAAUAGCUGCAUUGUAAUUAUAAAUUAAAGGCUUGUCAAUGCAACAUAUUUUAUCUUUUGCAGUACAGCCUUGUGCUGUGGCUCUUCCAUCAGCAAUUAUAAUCAAAGUUAAAUGUUUGGCCUAGUUCUAAUUAGUUCCCACAAUUAGAGCAACAACUUGAGUUUUAAGAAUUUCAGUAAUACUCCAAUAAUCUAGCACCAUUGCGCCUUUAGUGUCAGACUUCUGGAUUUUUCAGGCAAUUGGAUAUUUCGCCCAUUAUGUUCCCUAUGCACUUUUAUUACAUGUUACACAAUAUCAUAGUAAGUCUCUCUGUGAACCCUGUGAGUUUAAAGAAAACAAGUAAUAGUGCCUGGUGUUCCAACCCAGAUUCAAGCACCUGGCUUGGGCCACAGUCCCCAUUUGCACUCCAGGCUGUUGGAUCAAAUUCUGGAAAAAUGAGGGAGUCAGAUGCUGAAACAGAGGGAUCUCUGAACAGUGGAAUGCUUGGUUAUUGGAGUUUAAGGAAUGUGAGUGCCUACAUCCCUUUUUAUAUGGAAGUGCCUUAUUUCUAUUUAGCCUUUCCUAAUCUUUGAGAAUCAUAUUUUCAAACACAAAAGCCCUAUCACAUUGCUGUACUAUAAGUUCCUACAGUGUAUUGUUGGGCUUUGCAUGAGUUUCUAAAGUACAAUGGAUCUGGUUAUUGAGGUUUUUACUAUAAUUUUUGAGAUUCAUUUAGUGUUAGGCAAACUCAUUUAAAGAUUUCAAUUCUUUGCUACAUUAAUAUAAAUAACCAACAGUGCCCUGAUUUUCUAGAUGUUAAGAAAAUGGAGGUGCCGUAGAGAUUAAUAUUAUCAACAUCCAUUGUGUGGGACAUUCUUUUCCAAGGGAUUAGUCUAAUUUUGAAAUGUUCUGAUAUAGUAUUUCUACAUGGGUUAUUACCUUCACAAGUCCUAUUUGUUUAUAUUCCCUAAAUUGAACAGUGCAUGCUAAUAGUUUCAUUGAUCAUUUAGCUUGAAGGUGAUAAUCAAGAAUUAAAAACAAUGCAAAGUAUUUAAUACUAAUUAUACAUAGAUUGAAAAACAGCAUUGCACAGAGAUCUCAUUUAAGUCAAUACCUACAUGAUAUCACCAUGGUCCUGACAAAACGUUGACUGCUCCUUUCAGCCGAUGCUGCCUGACCUGCUAAGUUCAUCCAGCUUGUUUGUACGUGAUAUCAUCAUCCCUCUGUUUAACAAAGGAUAUGAGAUUUUUCAAAAUCACCUGAACUGUGAUAUUUUCCAUAAACAAACUUGUUGAAGAACAGUCCAAAAUUAGAGCUUCAAGUUGUUAGUUCAAAUUUGUAGCUUUAAUUUGUUUAUCCUUUUUAGGAUUAUAUUCUGUCCAUAGUUAGUCUUACUAAGACCUUGUUUUGUUUUUUAAGUGGGAAGUUGAAAACUUGAUAUUCAGUUGCUGUUGUCCAUAGUUUUACAGAGUGUGUGAAAUGAAAAGUUUUUAUUCCUGGUUGUUAACUGUAAAUUCUGGACAUGGCUCCCAAUUGAAGAAAUCCUCUACUAACAAAAAAUAUUUUAAUGUGAAAUGGAGAGUAAGGUUCCAUUACUAAAAUUCAUAAUCUUGUAUGAAUAUGUGCUCUGGUUGCUUUCCAGCCAAAGCUGUAGCACUUUCAGUAUGUUAAAGAAUUUGUAAAAAUAGAAAUUGUAUACAUCUUUGGUUACUUUUAAUGUAUUAAUUAGAAGGCAAUGUUGCAUCAUCCUUUGAUAAUUAUGUUUUGUAUUGCUAAUAUCAUGUUUAUAA